GUUAGCCAAUGGGAGUAGCGUAUCCGAAGCGCUCGACAAAACAUUUCGGUUCAAAAUUCAAACGGUCAUUGACAGUGGAUGUCGACGCGCCCUUGUGUAUAAGCUGAUCAUGUCUCGUUUACCAGUCAUGUCGACUAAAAGGGUUCUCACGAGCCGCACCUCUGAUAAUUCACAGGACUGGGCUCCUGCUCAGAAAAGGAUGCGUAAUGACCCGGAGCAAAGACAACAGACAGCUGUAACUGUGAUUGGAAACAAACGGCCUCCAGUUGCAGCAACCAGAGCGCCUCUUUACAAACCAGUCAGAGGUUCUGGAGCUGCCACAGUUGCAGCUGGUCCUUCUAGAGCUGUCCUGAAACAGCCCGCAGCGUCGACUGCUCCUAAAGCUGCCGCCUUCAAACAACCUGCUGGUGCAAAACCUGGUGGGACCGGAGCUCCCCGGCGCCAGCCGUGGGACCUGAAGGGGAAGGUCAGCGACAUGGAGGGAAAGGUCCGUAAYUACCAGACCAAAGUUAAGUCUGUGAACGAGGAGAACGAGGCGCUCAGAGAGUCGGUGGUUCAAAGCCAAUCCAAGAUGGCCGAACUGGAGAAGGAAGUUAAAACCCAGAGAAACAAAAUCAGUGAGUACGAAGCAGAGCUCGUGGCUUUAUCUGGAGUUCGGAACGAGUUGGAGAAAGUGACGAACGAGAAAAGCCUCCUGCAGRUGAAGCUCUCUAAUCUGGAGGAGAGCUACAAAGUGAUGGAGAGUCUCCGAAACAGCCAGGAGACUGAACUGCAAGCCCUGAAAAUAAAGUUAUCGGUCCAGGACUCAACCAUUAACCGUCUUCAGACCAGCUUGGAGCAAACACAGGAGGAGGUUUGUGCUUUGAAUGAAACKGUGUCUGAGCAGAAGGAGAAGCUGCACCAUGGAGAGAUGGAGCGCAGACUUCUGCAUAAUACUGUCCAGGAGCUGAAGGGAAACAUCAGGGUGUUUUGCAGAGUGCGCCCACAGAAAGAUGGAGGACUUGGACGUCACCUCCAGUUGGCAGCAAGUGACAAUAAAUCCAUAAUGCUGGCUAAAACCGAGGAGUCUCACACAGGAAAAACUGCAGACACAGUUAAGAACUACCACUUCAGUUUUGACCGUGUGUUUGGACACCAGGCGUCACAGCAGGAGAUUUUCGAAGAGAUCUCCCUGCUCGUUCAGUCGGCCCUGGACGGCUAUAAUGUUUGUUGUUUCGCAUACGGUCAGACGGGGAGUGGUAAAACGUACACGAUGGAGGGGGAGGAGGUGGACGACUGCAGGGGAGUCAUCCCCAGAGCCGUCCAGCAGCUGUUCAGAGCGGGGGAGAAGCUGAAGUCUCAGGGCUGGGAGUUCAGCUUCACGACUAGCUUCGUUGAAAUUUACAACGAAACCCUGCGAGACCUCCUCUACACCGGUAAGCCCAGCAAGAGGCCAGAGCAUGAGAUCAGGAAGACCUCGACCAACGAGGUGACGGUCACUAACCUCACCUAUAAGAAGGUUUACACCGAGGACCAGGUUUUCGAUCUCAUCGCUGUGGCCAAGCAGAACCGAGCCACCGCUCAGACGGCCCAGAACGACCGCUCGUCUCGCUCCCACUCUGUGUUCCAGCUGCAGAUCGAGGGAGCGAACGCUGGGCGGGGCAUCAAAUGCAAGUCCAUUCUGUGCCUGGUUGACCUGGCAGGCAGCGAAAGGAUGGUAAAGAGCCAGUCUCAGGGUGAACGCUUCAARGAGAUGACCUCCAUCAACAGCUCCCUCUCCACCCUCGGCAUCGUCAUCGCUGCUCUGGCUAACAAGGAGAGCCACGUUCCUUACAGGAACUCAAAACUGACAUAUCUCCUGCAAGAAUGUUUAGGAGGAAAUAGCAAAACCCUCAUGUUUGUGAACAUUUCUCCAGAGUCAGACAGCUUCGGAGAAACUUUAAACUCUCUCAGGUUUGCCAGUAAGGUGAAUGACUGUGUGAUCGGCACGGCCAGCUCCAACAGGAAGUGAAGAACUCAGACCAAUGUUUUUUAUUUUUAUUUUCUUUUAACAUGUAUAUGUGUUUCAACAAUGCAAACAUUAGUUGUAUAAUCUGGUACAUGCUUAUGCCAGAUUUUUAAGCCAGGUUUUUAUUUUUACUGGUAUUUAAA
This is a messenger RNA of Austrofundulus limnaeus, 2130 nucleotides long. RefSeq names its product kinesin family member C1 (gene kifc1). Gene Ontology annotation, biological process: microtubule-based movement. The record is from RefSeq and is a predicted model, not a curated record. Gene Ontology annotation, molecular function: ATP binding; microtubule motor activity; microtubule binding. NCBI's taxonomy places the organism in Eukaryota, Metazoa, Chordata, Actinopteri, Cyprinodontiformes, Rivulidae.